CCCCGCCUGUUUACUCAGCUGACCCAGAGCGGGCUGUCAGCUCGGUCGCUAUAAAGAGACGAGACGUUUGCUCAGGACAGUUUGCUGGAAGUGCAUUUGAAGCUCCCCUUUUAAUGGUGCAGAUUACCAUUACUUUGUGAAAAAUAGUAAAAUAGUAUCCUCUGGAGGAAAGCAGUCUCUGAUGGGAUUAUAACACUGACCGAUGGACACACAGAAAGAAAGCUCAGCAGAUACAGAAAGAGCCACAGAAAGAGGCAUCGUACAUGUAUGGCAAGCCGGUUCAGUCCCUGUGAAUCCAGAGAAACUUUCAGGCUUAGGAGGAAGAACUGUUCUCCAUGCCAGUCUUGGGAUAGGUCAUGGGGUACUCCUGACCAGUGGUGGAGAGGUGUUUAGUUUUGGAAAACAGCCAUGGAAAGAGAACUUACAACAGACCACAUGCAAAGUUCCAGAACUGGAAAAGGCUCUGCAGGGACAACAUGUUAUCAAUGUGGCUGCAGGAAGCUUCCACAGCGGAGCAGUAACAGGCAGCGGAAUGGUAUACAUGUGGGGCGAAAAUACAGCAGGACAGUGUGCUGUGACAAAUUGCCCCUCCAUACCAGAGCCAACAGCCAUCACCAUAACCGAUCAGGACACAACACCUCCUAGGUGGGUAAGGAUUAUGCAGCUGUCUUGUGGAGAAGAACACACACUUGCACUGUCCAACACAAGGGAGAUCUGGGCAUGGGGCACUGGUUGCCAGCUUGGACUUAUAACCUCUGCCUUCCCAGUGACAAAGCCACAGAGAGUGGAGCAUCUUGCAGGCAGAGUUGUGCUCCAGGUAGUUUGUGGGGCAUUUCACAGUUUGGCUCUUGUUCAAUGCCCUGUUGCUCAAGAACCAAAGCCAGUACCAGAAAGGUGCAACCACUGCAGGGAACUACUAAUUACCAUGACUGAGAAGGAAGACCAUGUUAUAAUUUCUGAUGCUCACUGCUGUCCACUUGGUGUCAUGUUGGCAGAAUCACAGCCUGAACCCCAGGCUAUUCAACCUAUCUUGAAUUCUGGGGAGAAAAAUCCAACAAAAGGACACAAUCCAUGCUCUUCAGAAACCCAAGAGGAGCAUGAAAGAGUUUUUUCCGAAUUGCAUUCGUCUUCUGAAACAGAACUGGGCACUGAUGCUGUCAGCAUUUGCGAAAGUGGGGUUUGUUUGAAUAAUGAUGUUCCUAGAACUCCUCUCAAUUCUGGCAUGGAUGAACAUGAAACUAAGUCUACACUAAGCAAUGGCUCCUUUGUACCAAAUAUUACACAGGAACCAGUAAAGAAACCAGAAGAGUUAAGAAAUUGUCACUUGAAUCCUGCCACCACUACUACAGCAUCUUCUCUGAACAGCUUGGUUGUGUCCUGUGCUUCUGCUGUUAGUGUCAAAGUAGCUGCUACUUGUGAGGCUGGAGCUCUUUCACUGAAGAAGGUCAUGCAUUUUUAUUCUGGAUCUCUUGGUGAAUCAGGAACUCAGCCUGCUAUGGGCUCCUCUGUUCACGAUGGGCUACGAGAUAGUAGAGAAGAACAAGUAAAGUUAGAAUCUAUGCAGGGCAAGAAGAGCUCCAGCCUUGUGGAUAUAAGAGAGGAAGAAGCAGAAGCAGGCAACAGAAGACUUUCCCUUCCAGGCCUGCUCUCCCAGGUAUCUCCCAGGCUCCUGAGAAAGGUAGGAAGAGCAAAGAUGAGAACUGUCGCUCUAACACCAACCAGCAGUGGCGAGGCUGAUUUGCUUUUGCCAUCGUUAAAAACGGAGGUAUGGAGCUGGGGAAGAGGCAAAGAAGGACAACUGGGUCAUGGAGAUGUCCUACCUAGGUUGCAGCCUCUAUGUGUGCGCAGUAUGGAUGGUAAAGAAGUGGUUAAGUUGGCAGCUGGUAGCCACCAUUCACUAGCUCUUACUGCCAAAUCCCAGGUUUAUUCUUGGGGUAGCAAUGUUUCAGGCCAGCUGGGUCCCAUGCAGUCUCCAACAACCAUGCCUCGCCUCACCAAGGUGUGUAAAGAUGAUGGAGUGUGGAAUAUAGCUGCGGGUCAAGAACACUCACUUUUCCUUGUGCAUAGGAAAGAGGACUUCCAGCCUGCUGUGUAUUAUAGUGGACCUCACACAGCUGAUGAUCCCUCUGGGCCUAAUGUAAGCCCGAGCCUAGGACUUCUGACAGAAUGUAGUAAGCUGGGAUAUGUCUGCAGCAUUUCCACUGGGACAGGCAGCUGUUUAGCACUGGUAGACCAGAACUUAAUGGGAUAUAUUGGAAACCUGCACGAGCUGGCAGCUACAGAGCGGCACUUCUACUGCAAUCUGAGUGAUGUUAAGUCUCAGUUACUCCGACCUCUCUUGGGACUGGACAAUCUGGGCUCUAUGAGCACUCUGCAACUGUUACAGGAUGUUGCUACAAAGUUCAGCAAGCUGUGCUAUCUAAUCGGUCAGCAUGGGGCUUCUCUCAGUAACUUCCUUUGUGGAGUCAAGGAUGCUCGCAGCCUCUCCAUUCUAGAGCAUUCAAAUCUGUUCCUGGACUGUUAUACAGAGUAUUUUACCUCUCUCUCCAAUUUCAUAGUUAUGGGAGGAUUUUCUCUUCUUUCUAAACCAGCUAUGGACUUCCUCGGCAAGAACCAUGAACUAUUGCAGAGUUUCUGUGAAAUGAAAGGGGAAAACAUCCCAUUGCUGGAGACACUCAACUCAAUAUUCUUCUCCCCGCUGAGCAGACUGCAUGAGUAUGCCCGACUGCUACUCAAACUGGGCAUGUGCUUUGAAGUGUCUUCCAUAGAAUACAAAAAGCUGCAGGACUGCAGUUCUAACUACGAGUCCCUGGCAGUAAUCCUGAGCCGGAAGAAGAAGGAGGCAGAAUGCACUCUGAGCUUCUGGAAGACCUUUCCUGGAAAAAUGACGGAUUCCCUGCGUAAGCCGGAUAGGCGUCUGAUCUGUGAGAGCAGCAACCGAGGCCUCACUUUGCAAAAUGCCAGUCGGUUCUCUGUCAACUGGUUCAUCCUUUUUAAUGACGCACUUGUUCAUGCCCAGUUCUCUACACACCAUAUUUUCCCCCUCUCUACAGUCUGGGUGGAACCUCUUUCAGAAGAAGUCAUUGGCUUCAAUGGCUUGAAGAUCACAACCCCAGAAGAACAGUUAACUCUUACUGCAUCAACUUCCCAAGAAAAGAACAAGUGGCUUCGAGCAAUUAGCCAGGCAGUGGACCAGGCACUGAAAUGCGUGACAGAACAGCUUCCUCCUAUUCACAGACAGGAGCCCCCAAUGUCACGGAGUGCAAAGUACAAAUUUUAUAAGGACCCACGACUGAGGGAUGCUACUUAUGAAGGUCGAUGGCUAUCAGGGAAGCCGCAUGGCAAAGGGGUACUGAGCUGGCCAGAUGGAAGAAUAUAUACGGGUAAUUUUCGGAAUGGCCUGGAGGAUGGGUAUGGAGAGUAUAUAAUCCCCAACAAAACUUUCAAAAACAACGAUCGUUAUGUGGGACAGUGGAAGGAAGGCAAAAUGUGCGGCCAUGGCACCUACUGGUAUGCUAACGGAGAGGUGUAUGAAGGCUCCUUCCUAGACAACAUGCGGCACGGGCACGGGCUCCUACGAAGAGGCAAACUGACCUCCUUUUCACCCAGUAUGUUCAUUGGUCAGUGGGUGAUGGAUAAGAAGACAGGUUAUGGAGUAUUUGAUGAUAUAACCAGGGGUGAGAAGUUCAUGGGGAUGUGGCAAGAUGACCUUCGUCAGGGUAGUGGAUUGGUAGUAACCCAGUUUGGCCUAUACUAUGAAGGAGCUUUCAACCUCAACAAAAUGAUGGGAACUGGUGUUUUGCUUUCUGAAGAUGACACUGUUUAUGAAGGCGAAUUCUCUGAUGACUGGACAUUAAAUGGGAAGGGGAUGCUGACUAUGUCAAACGGAGACUGUAUUGAAGGUGUUUUCAUUGGCGAGUGGGGAUCUGGAAUCAAAGUCAGUGGCACCUACUUGAAGCCAACUGUAUAUGAUGGAGAAAAGGAGGGAGCUAAAACCUUGAAGCUAGGGCGUCUUUCUGUACCAGCGGAUGAGAAGUGGAAAGCCAUUUUUGAGGAGUGUUGGAGGCAGCUUGGAUGUGAUACUCCAGAGCAAGGGGAUGUUCAGAAGGCCUGGGAUAACAUAGCUGUGGCACUUACAACAAACAGAAGACAAAAACAGGACAGCCCAGAGCCACUGAGCCGCUCACACACACAGACACUGGAGAGUUUGGAGCUGAUACCACAACUUGUAGGCCCCUUCACCAUGGAGAAAUAUGAGAAGAUCAAGAUGUAUCUCAUAAACGCCUGUGAAACACCAAUGCAUCAACUAGGGAGGCUUGUGGAGACCCUGGUUGCAGUGUAUAGAAUGACCUAUGUCGGCGUUGGAGCAAACAGAAGGCUUUUACAGGAGGCAGUGGGAGAGAUCAAGUCUUAUCUGAAACGUAUCUUCCAGCUGGUGAGGUUUCUGUUUCCUGACCUUCCCGAGGAGGGCAGUUUGAUCCAUCCUUCUGUGCCUACUAAGGAAUCACCAGACAAGUGUCAUAUUUACAAUGGGAAAACGGACUCUGCACCGGAGUCUCCGGAACCAGGGUAUGUUGUUACCAGCCCUGGACUAUUGCUGCCAGUCCUGUUACCUAGAAUGUACCCUCCCCUGUUCAUGCUGUAUGCCCUGGAGCAUGAGAAGGAAGAAGAUGCAUACUGGGAGUGCAUUCUGCGUUUGAACAAGCAGCCUGACACUGCACUUCUCUCCUUCUUAGGGGUGCAAGACAAAUUUUGGCCAACAACCAAUAGUUUCCUUGGUAAAAGUCAUAAGGUAUUGUCAAGCACAAAAGAUUCCUGCUUUGCCUCAGCAGUGGAGUGUCUCCAGCAGAUUAGCACAACAUUCACCCCAUCAGACAAACUAAAAGUUAUCCAGCAAACAUUUGAAGAAAUAACACAGGAAGUUCAAGGAGCACUGAAAGAAGAAUAUCUUUGGUCCAUGGACGACCUGUUCCCUGUGUUUCUUUAUGUUGUACUUCGAGCCAGAAUACGGAAUCUGGGUUCUGAAGUACAUUUGAUUGAAGACCUGAUGGAUCCAUACCUGCAACAUGGAGAAUUGGGGAUUAUGUUUACUACUCUGAAGGCUUGCUAUUACCAAAUCCAGCAUGAAAAAAUCCACUAAAUUCUUCACCAAACAUAGCAAAUACAAAAGAAAUGCUCCUGUCUGGAUGUGCUCUCUGCAGCAGAAUCUUGGACCAUAAUUCAGUGGCAUCAAGGCUGUUCAUAUAUGUCCAAGUUCUCAACGCUGUGCAAAUCAGUGUUUGAGGACAGGCUCUGUAAACUUGGAUUCUACUGGGGAAUUGUUUUUAGAGCUGACUUUGUAAAGUAUUUUUUUAAUAUUUUAACGGAAAGUGAAGUUUAUUUUGAACAGCGGCACUGGAUGCAGCUUCCUUUUAAUACAGUUGGUAUAAUGUGGUACCGUACCAAAGCAAACAAAUUAUCUAGAAGACUCUAACCUGCCGGAACAAUGGCAUCUGGUCUGUGUUGGCUUAUUGUGUCCAUUGCUGCAGGCCUAAAUAUAUAUAAAAGUAAAAAAAAGGUUUAAAGCAUCAACAACCUGACCCUUGGUUUUGGGUUAAAUGACAGUAAAACAGUUUAAGAAAACUUAAUUCUUCAGUGAAUUUCUAUCAUCCUUACAGUGUUACAGAUGGAAUGCAGAAGCACACAUAUUUCUUACCAAUGCAGGAUGGUAUAGCUUAGCUAAAAUAUAUUUGUAGACGUACAUUAAAUCUAAGUCUACAUUUUCAAAGCAGUUUGCCAUAUUUACCUUAGUGAUGGGAGAGUGCAGCAAUCUUAUUGAUAUUUUUCAUUUGCAUUGGUGUAAAUUCUGUUUCAUGACAUAAAAUGAAUGUCAUUGCUGGUGAACGUCAGACCUCAAGCCAGAACUUUUGUCUGGCAUUCAAGCUGCUUUUGGACAACAGAUCCCAUAAUCCAUAAUUUAAAUCGUACAACCAAAAGAGUUGUACUAGAAAGUUUGAUUGUUCUUGUCUUUAACUCCUUACUGGAUUUGGAAGAAUACAUUACUUGUGAAAUACUGAGGCAAAAUAUGGGCAAAAAAUAAUAAAAAAAAUAAUAAUUGAA
Molecule: messenger RNA, 6099 nt
Organism: Spea bombifrons (plains spadefoot toad)
Lineage: Eukaryota; Metazoa; Chordata; Amphibia; Anura; Pelobatidae
Gene: ALS2
Product: alsin Rho guanine nucleotide exchange factor ALS2
Exons: 35
Coding region: 203-5140 (1645 amino acids)
Molecular function (GO): guanyl-nucleotide exchange factor activity
Source: RefSeq, a predicted model, not a curated record